CUAUUACAUAUGUCAGCCCUCGAAUUCGUACGCAUUUUGUUGAUGUCCAUCUCAAGUAAUAAUCGUCCAAACCAUCCGCUUCUGACGAAGAGAAAAUACGAAGCAUUGACGGCAACCUCGAAGCUCAACAUGCAAGAACCAGAAAACACUCUCAAUGUCUCAGUCAUAUGGAGGGGGAGCAAGUACGUUGUGGAAAUGAAUUCUUGUGCAUUUCUUAAAGAGCUAGGAACUGAGCUGCAGAAAUUGACUGGUGCCAAGGCAGAUACUAUGCGGCUGAUUGUCCCUAAAUUGUCCAAUAAAGGCUCAAUAAUGCUAUCUCCUUUCUCUGAAAAGGAUUCAUGCCUAAGUUUGCAAGAAGCUUCAAUUGUUGGUGGUAAACCAGUCAGAAUGAUGGGGGUGCCGCAGGAUGAAAUUGACAGAGUUGCACAAAAUGCUAAGGCAGACCUGCGAAUAGCUGGAUUUGAGGAAGAGGAAAUGAGACUGAAGCUACGAAUGUCAAAUGGUGCUCCUGCUGUGUUGAAACUCCCACAGGGACCUUACAUCUUUUGUGAUUUCCGCACUCUUCAAAUUCCAGGGGUAGAGUUACACCCUCUGGCUUCAGAGGCACUAAGAAGAAUGCAUAUGCUUGCUGCAGAUCCUGGAAUUGUUGCCAUUAUGAAUAAGCAUCGAUGGCGUGUACAAAUUAUGACCGAGAUGGCACCAGUUGGCUAUGUUGGCAUCAGUUCCAAAUGCAUUCUCGGUUUUAAUAAGAAUCAUGGAGAGGAGAUAUCUCUGCGUCUUCGAACUGAUGACUUAAAGGGUUUCAGGAAAUAUGAAAGCAUAAAAAAAACUCUUUUGCAUGAACUUGCUCACAUGGUUUACUCUGAACAUGAUGCAGACUUCCAAGCUCUAAAUAAACAGCUGAAUGAAGAAGCAGCUAAUUUGGAUUGGACAAAAUCAAGAGGCCACACCUUAAGUGGAAUCAGUCAUUCACAACAUGAGGAAGACUUCUGUAUGGGAGAUGGUAGAACUUAUUCUCAGAAGCUUGGGGGAAACACACUGAAUCAGCUGGAAAGUGCUCGUGCAUCAUCGGUGGCUGCUGCUUAUCAUCGUUUAGCCACUGCUGUUGCCAACAAUGUAGAAGCAUCUAAAGUACAUGAAGAACCUGACCCAGAUGAUUCUGAAAUGCAUGAGGUACCCUAUAGUACCAAUCCUGUAGAAAAAGAAAAUCUAAAUAUUCAGGGUCAAAACAGUGCUCAGUUGAAAAGUGAUCAUGAGCCAGAUCUUGAUGACCUUUUGAGUAAUCAAAACAGUUUAGAACCUGAUCCUGAUGAUUGCUGGCAUGGCCUAAUUUUGGAACUGAAAGACCACUCAGAAUUUAUGAGAAGCAGAGUCAUGUGCCAGAAUGUGACUUCUCUCAAUCCAAACCAAGGAACAGGAGCCACUGAAGAACCUGGUCCUGAUGAUUCAGUAGCCUUUUCCAAUUCUGGCACUGUGGCUGAACCUCAACUGAUGGAGAUUGUAGAUAACCAGUCACGUAAGACAAUCACUGAACCAGAUCCUGAUGAAAAAGAAACAAAGCAGAACAUUUUGGGAUCUCUGGUCAUAAGAAGACAAGAUCAGGGUCCAUAUACAACAGUUGGAACUGAUCAAGCUCAGUUGAACCAAGCUCAUGAAGAACCUGAUCCUGAUGAAUCUGAAGAAAAUGAAAUUUCACGGGCAGAACCUGAUCCUGAUGAUAAUUUGGUGCCCCAACUGGGAAUGUCAAGUACGAAAAUUGAUGAGCCAGAUCCAGAUGAUCAAGAAUUAAGGAGGAUCCAUGACACUGUCACCAGUGUGUGUAGUCACCUGCAAAAGGCCAUUGAGAUGUUGCAAGCUGAGGUUGAUCCCACCGAGUCAACUACUGUCCUGCAAACUCUGUUUAAGAUAAUUAGGAAUGUGAUUGAACAUCCUAAUGACAUGAAAUUCAAGCGACUAAGGAAGGCUAAUCCUGUUAUCCAAAGAAAUAUUGCAAAUUACAAAGCUGCCAUGAAUAUACUUCUCUUAGUUGGUUUUAGCGAAGAUGUUAUUUCAGAUGGCAUUGGGAAGUCCGAAACUUACCUAGUUAUGAAGCGAAAUGAUCCUGGUCUUUUAUGGCUUGCAAAAUCCUCUCUUGAAGCAUGUAUUGCUUACUAGUCUUGAAAGAUUAGUGUGUGAAAAACCCGUACAAAAUGAAAUAUAUGAAGAGGGAAUGAAAAUGCAUAACCCUGUGUAAAAUGUGGAAGUGUUCGAUUGAAUGUAUGAAGAUUGUUUCCUUGGUAUUGGUAUUGGUAUUGGUAUUGGUAUUGGUAUUGUAUCAGUUUGAGAAAUAUUUGUAAAUAAGAGGAGUUACUUAUAGGACGAGUCCUCUAAUCCUUCUCUAGGCUUGGUCAAAGCAGAAGACUUGGUUCAGGAAAAAAAAAUGUUGAUUUUCU
Rubroshorea leprosula is the source of this 2432-nucleotide messenger RNA. The record is from the annotation of a GenBank genome assembly. Lineage: Eukaryota; Viridiplantae; Streptophyta; Magnoliopsida; Malvales; Dipterocarpaceae.